CCGUACUCCACAAGCGGCCACGUGACUCCUUCCACUCAAUCAGGCCGUCCUGUCUUUCCUGUGUGAGAGGAACGCGACAAAGCAAGACUUGCUGGUUUUACAGUGAUGAACUUGUUGGUACGGCAUUUAUGAAAGGUCUGGUAACUACAGACUCAUGGCAUCAAAUUCCAAUCUUGUUGCUGUCACCGGCUUUGGACCUUAUAGGAAUUAUAUUGUGAACUCCAGCUGGGAAGCAGUGAAGGAGUUAUCUAAACUUGGUCUUGGUGGUGAUGUAGAACUUCAGAUUAUGGAGCUUCCAGUGAAAUACAGUGAGGUGAUGAGGAAAGUGUGCAAGAUAUGGACAGACUGGCGACCACUGCUGUCUGUGCAUGUUGGAAUGGCCUCCUCAUCCAAAGCAAUCACCCUGGAGCAAUGCGGGAGAAACAAAGGCUACAUGGAAAAGGACCUCGGCGGUGCUCACCCACACGGCGGCUGCUGUUUGCUGGAAGGGCCAGAAAGAAUAGAGUCUGUCAUUAAUAUGAAAACCGUCUGCAAAAACAUUUCAUUGCCUGGGAUUGAUGUUAUCUUCUCCAGAGAUGCUGGGAGGUACCUCUGUGAAUAUGCCUACUACAUCUCUCUGCACUACGGACAGGGUAGGGCAGUUUUCAUCCAUGUGCCCCCAUUAACUAAAGCCCUAACAGCACAAGGACUGGCUCAAGCGCUGCAGCACAUUAUCCAGGAGAUGCUGACUCUGUGCGGCAAGAAAUCAGCCUAAUCAAAAAACUAUUUAUCUGCUCCAAAUCAGCAGCUCCCACAGGAUUUAAUGGGGAUCACAACACUGCAUUGCCCAGUGCAUUAUUAAUUUAAAAUGAUUUAAAGCUGUGUUUGUGGGACUCUUUCAGAUCACCCCCCCCCCCCCCCCCCAUAGCUCAUAACAUGUUUUCAGAUACAUUAAAACAUUUGCUCCAAGAAUAUCUCAGCAAGUAAGUUGUCACCCUUAAUCUCACCUUAACUGACCUUGAGGCUACGCCCCCAUUUCCAGUGCUCUCAGACCUCCAGAUUGAAGAGCCCUGCCGUUUGGAAACCACUGAUGUUGAAAUUGCAUGAAAGACUGAGCUCCUGCCAACCAACCACAACCAUAGGCAAUGUAUUAAAGCAAACAAUGUAAGAA
Molecule: messenger RNA, 1150 nt
Organism: Xenopus tropicalis (tropical clawed frog)
Lineage: Eukaryota; Metazoa; Chordata; Amphibia; Anura; Pipidae
Gene: pgpep1l
Product: pyroglutamyl-peptidase I like
Exons: 6
Coding region: 155-754 (199 amino acids)
Biological process (GO): proteolysis
Cellular component (GO): cytosol
Molecular function (GO): pyroglutamyl-peptidase activity
Source: RefSeq, a predicted model, not a curated record